Messenger RNA from Perca flavescens (yellow perch), 2173 nucleotides. Its product is annotated as SLAIN motif-containing protein-like. Gene Ontology annotation, cellular component: microtubule plus-end. Gene Ontology annotation, biological process: positive regulation of microtubule polymerization; microtubule nucleation; cytoplasmic microtubule organization. The transcript is spliced from 9 exons. NCBI's taxonomy places the organism in Eukaryota, Metazoa, Chordata, Actinopteri, Perciformes, Percidae. The record is from RefSeq and is a predicted model, not a curated record. Bases 605 to 1846 code for a protein of 413 amino acids.
AUCGUUCGUAAAGGGGUCCCACGUUGCUUUGAGUGUCUAACAUGAGUUUUAAACCCACACAGAGUGAGUGAUAUGUUUGGUGUGUGGCGACGAGCCAGAAAAACAAACCUCCGCUCCUACUUGCGCUGUGGUUGCACUUACUUCAGCGGGGCUCCCGAGUGCUGCUUUGCCGCUUUCGUCCUGCAUUUCCUCCCCCGGCACAGGUGGUGCUUCACUGCUUUAGACGUCGCUCUUUAAUCCAUAUUUUACAUGGGGGAGUCCUCUUAGAAGUACACCAUGUUGCUGUAGUUUUAGUGGCAGUUGAAGAAGUUCGGUCGGCGUUAACCGAGUGAGACACAGCAGCAGGGAGACAUCAGCGAUGACGAUAAGGAAACAGGCCGGUGGGCGGUGAGGUGAAGGACUAGGAGGCUGGGCGCUAGUGCAGCACUUCCUCCCUACCUGCUGUGAGAUGUUUAGGGAGGGGUAACGUGAGUCAUGGGGAGCAACGUGGAGACUGUGAUUCUGAUUCAGCUAAAAUCCUCGUUAUGGAGGGGUGAGGAGGAAUAAAACCACAACUGGGUGAAAGCUUGAAGAAGUGAGAAGAUUUGAGGAUUUCAUUGAGAAAAUGGAAUUCCAAAACCUAUUGAAGAUCGAUUGGAGCCAGUAUUUUUGCAAUCGGCCACAAGUGGAGUUUGAUACAAGUUCGAAGCAUCAUCUCCUCUGCAGUGAGUUGAAAAGCAGCUCUGUCAGGCUGGAGAGCAAUUCAGAUCCAUACUGCAGCAUCUGGACCGACGCUCAGCAAGCAAGAGUCAAGAGUUGUAACAAUCGGUCAUUUGCCAUGGAUGCCAGAAUAAGACUAGAUAAUUUGAAGUCGGGGUGUAAUUCACCCUUGCCUUGCGGUGCCACGGAUAGGAUGUUGUUCAACUAUAACUUUCAAAAAGACCUCUGGGACAGUGAAGAGUCACAAGAAGAAGAGUCUGCUUUGGACUCGGUGGAGCUCCUUGAUGUAGAGGACAAUGUGCAGGAUGAAGAGAGCUGUAUUCCUCACAGGUUAUAUGAGUCAAAGAAGCAGGUGUUGGCGGAGAGAAGUGAGUCUGCUCUGAAAUGGUGUCGACACGUCCUGGAUAACCCCAGUCCUGAGAUGGAGGCUGCAUGUCGUUCACUGAUAAACAGGCUGGAACAAAGAUCAAGCAUGUGUCAUUUCUACAGACAUCCUGCAGUUGGCUUCUCUACGGAAAAAACAUCUGUCAGCACAACACACAAUAUCUCUGACAGUUCAGACUACAGAUUGCAGGACAUCACAGAUGUCCACAUUAUGGCUCGAAUACAGGAAGCCAGUUUAAGACAGGACUAUGUUUCCAUGCCUGCCAGGAGAAGCCCUGAGUCACCACCUGGUCUAUCGUCACUGAGCUCUUCCCUUCGCCAGUCAUCAACACCAGUAGCUGAGCAGGGCUGCCGAAGUCCAAAACUGGCCAGACUUCACGAGCAAGUCACCCAGUUCAAACUGCUGAAACUUGCUCAGAAUCAAGCAACAUCACCAGGCAGGACCAGGUCACCUCUGCGUACCAGCCUCCGCUCUCUCCAGGCUGUUAGGAACAGCCGAUGUUUAGACAACAACAACUGGCAAUCUGCUGACCAAAUCACGUACCCACCAUCAGCGCCUUCCAACAGCUCGCUGCACUCAGUGAGAGACUCCUCAGACCCGACGACAGCUGUGAAGAGACUGCUGAGGUCUCAGUCUCUCAGCCCCUGCAGGAUCCCUCACCCUGCUAAGGGAUACUUGUCGGUUAAUGGACGCGUUUAUGCCUCACCCGAGAGGUCGACCGUAGCAGCUUGGGGCACCAGUGUGCCAUUCACUCAAAGGUGAAAGGUGUCACCAGUGAAUCCCUGAUAGUAAUGAGGUAGAAUUAAAACAUUGAGACAUUUAUGUCAUAGCUUGUAUUCAUUUUUAAUCUAACUAUUAACAAUAAUAUAAUUAAUCCUUUAUAGCAAGGCAUCUUACUCUGGGUGAAGACAGUGUCUGUGUGAAGUUCCCAUCAAAUGGGCUGGGAUCUUUUUUCUAAAAACUGAUUGUAGAAAAUGUGUAGCUGACAAUGUUGUGAGCAAAACUUGACAGAAGCAUUCUAGAGGGUUGAGUUAUACAUUACCAAGACAUCCUCUCAGACAGUGUUGUUUGAACAAAAACCUAUUUAUU